Molecule: messenger RNA, 1401 nt
Organism: Jaminaea rosea
Lineage: Eukaryota; Fungi; Basidiomycota; Exobasidiomycetes; Microstromatales
Exons: 1
Coding region: 1-1401 (466 amino acids)
Biological process (GO): intra-Golgi vesicle-mediated transport
Cellular component (GO): COG complex
Source: RefSeq, a predicted model, not a curated record
AUGGCGUCGACAUCGACAGCAGCAGCAGCAUCAGGAGCGGUAAUACCCUCACCACCACGAUUCACGUCCUCCUCGUCACUCCCACCUCGUCCCCCAUCCGAUCCCUCCUCCCUCCUCGCCUCGCUCAAAUCCCUCGGUCUCGCAACGGAGAUCAGCGUAUCAGACCUCGCCCUCACCUCCACAAGCGAUGCAGCUACGUCGUCAGCUUCCUCCUCGUCAUCCAGCUCGCUCAGUAUCCUUCUAUCACGCCUCUCUCUUCUCCUCACCGACCUCUCCCGCUUGAUCCAACAGCAGACUAGCACCCAUUCGUCCUUGCUCCUCGCCCAAGCCUCACGGGUCGAGGAGCUGCAGCGCUCCCUCCGUGACGCGAGACGCGGGGUCAAUGAGGUGGAGAGCGGGUAUGAGGCCAGAUGUAGGCAGCCUGUGGUGGGCGCAGCGAAGAAAUUGCGCCGAGAUAGGAGGAGAUUAGAACGCUUGAACGAAGUCAUCGAGCUGGGCAGGGAGGCGGGCAAAUUCGUAGGAGAGGGAAGGAGAUUGGAGGCAUGCUUGCGGACUCUCUUUGGAGAAGACGAAGGGGGGCAAGAUAACGUAGCAACAGCUUCAUCCAAAUCGCUCUCCCACCCUACGCAGCAAGAGGCUCUGGGCCGGGCCUCUCUUCACCUCUCCAACAUUAGCACUCUCCUCACCGCGUCACCCCACCUCAAACGGGUCAACUUCAUCCACUCCUACUUGCCCUCGAUCCUCAACACGACCCGCUCGCAGCUACAAGAUAGAAUGGAGUCAUCCGUCGUCACGGCUCUUCGCGACCUGGACGGGCGAUUGCUCGCCUCCAGCCUGCUUGCCGCUGAUCGGCUGGGAGUAAGGAAAGAACUCAUUGGAGACCUCAUGGGAGACCUCUGCGAUGUGGUGCGCAAGAGGGUGGGCGCCGUCUUCGAUGGUGCGGGUGGUGGCGGAGGAGGCGGUGCUCCGGGUCUGCCGGGUAGAUUGGAGCAUCUGCUCACCGUGGAGAUGGCUGCUGUGUGUAGCAAGAUUUAUCUGCUGCAGAGAGUUUUGGGGCUGAUGCGGGUGGGUGAAAGCGAGGGGGACGGUGACGGGCAGGUAGCAAAAGAGCCAGCAGCCACGCCUGCGCAACCGCGCACCCUAUUGGACGAAUCGCUGCUCCUCCUCGGGGAUGCGCCCACUCUUCUCUUCUGGCGGACCUUGGCUUCCAGCCUUGCCUCGCACACGGGUAGAGGUACAGCUCGCUCAACACCGGCCAGCAUCAGAGAGAUCCGCGGCUUUGUCGACACUUUCUUCGAGCGAACGAGCGUGUGGACAGGUCUGCAAGAGACUGGCGGGCCAGAGAGGACGCUCUUGCUGCGCAGCCUCGGCGGUCUGGUAGGGGAGGACGUUGGGAGGUAG